CCAGAUCAGAGUGCCUACACUGCUGACUUUGGAGCAACACCCAGAAUAGAAUGGAAGUUCAAGGAUCUCAAGGGCUAUCAGUUUUUCAUCUACUUUGCUGGAAUGAUGACUGCUGAAUAUGAAGGCCGUAUCACUGUGUAUGAUGGAGGACUGAGAUUUAACAAGGUGACGCGAGCAGACAAUGGAGACUAUGACUGUGAGGUUUCUGGCAAUGGUGGAUAUGACGAGAAGACCAUCAAACUUACGGUCCUUGUGCCUCCUUCCAAGCCUGUAUCCAGAAUCCCUUCAUCAGUCACAACAGGCAGUAACGCCCGCCUGACCUGCUUCGACACAGAUGGCUCCCCUCCAUCCACCUACAGGUGGUACAAGGACAACACUCCCCUCCCUGAGGAUCCAACCAAGUUCCCCAAUUUUAAGAACCUCACCUACAAGAUGAACGUUUUCAAUGGUAACCUGGAGUUCCCAAAUGUGUCUAAACUGGAUACUGGUUCAUAUUUCUGUGAGGCCAGUAAUGGAGAAGGCACUCCUCAGCGUGGCGAUGCAGUGCUAAUGGAAGUCCGUGAUGAGGACAACAGCCAAGCACCAGCUGUGAGGGGCAGCUUGAGCACGGAGACCCAGAAUGUCCCAAGCAAGAUCACCAUGAACCACAUGCUGGAAAAACAGUAUGGUGUAUUCAUGUUGCAAGAGAUGAAACUAAAACUAGAGAUACAAACGCUUGAAUUAGAAAUAACCAAGUUAAAGUUGGAGCUGCAAAAACUUGGACAAGAACCUUAA
This is a messenger RNA of Sinocyclocheilus rhinocerous, 774 nucleotides long. Its product is annotated as junctional adhesion molecule A-like. Gene Ontology annotation, biological process: cell adhesion; regulation of membrane permeability; establishment of endothelial intestinal barrier. Lineage: Eukaryota; Metazoa; Chordata; Actinopteri; Cypriniformes; Cyprinidae. The annotation marks the transcript as partial. Gene Ontology annotation, cellular component: bicellular tight junction. The transcript is spliced from 5 exons. The record is from RefSeq and is a predicted model, not a curated record.